AUGCAGCAAUCAGAGUGUCAUGGAAGUGUCCACUUGAGAAACCGAGGAGCAGGAAACUGUGAUCAAAGGACAUCAUCCAGCAUGCAAUUAAAACACAGGACUGCAAUCCAGCGUAGCAAAUCCUCAUUGUCAACCAGCUCUCUGGAGUGUGCAAGAAAACUUCCUCCUCGACCAAGUGAUAAACUUAACCCUAAAACCAUUAACCCGUUUGGGGAUCAGCCACGAGCCCCAUCUGCUUUUGCAGCUGUUUACUCUAAAGGAGGUAUUCCCUGCAGAUUAGUGCAUGGCUCGGUAAAACACAGAUUACAGUGGGAGUGUCCUCCUGAAAAUCUUCCCUUCGAUCCUCUUCUUAUUACUUUAGCUGAGGGUCUGAGAGAGACGAAGCAUCCAUACACCUUUGUGUCAAAGGAGGGUUUUAAAGAGUUACUUUUGGUCAGAGGAGCUCCUGAAAAAGCUGUUCCUCUGCUUCCCAGACUCAUUCCUGUGCUGAAGGCAGCUCUGGUCCAUCCAGAUGAUGAGGUGUUUGAAAGAGGACUGAAUGCUGUGAUGCAGCUAAGUGUUGUUGUUGGUCCUUCUCUGAAUGACCAUCUGAAACAUCUGCUGACAAGUCUUGCGAAGAGACUGAUUUACAAGAAAUUCAAAGAGCCAAUCACCACUGCAUUGCAGAAGCUGGAGCAGCAUGGUGGAAGCGGAAGCCUCAUUGUCAUCAAAUCUAAAAUCCCAACAUACUGCUCUAUCUGCUGUUGAAGAACGGAGCCAGCUGGCAGUGUCUUAUUUAUGUGGUGAC
This is a messenger RNA of Chrysochloris asiatica (Cape golden mole), 787 nucleotides long. RefSeq names its product PARK2 co-regulated-like (gene PACRGL). The transcript has 8 exons. Bases 1 to 747 code for a protein of 248 amino acids. NCBI's taxonomy places the organism in Eukaryota, Metazoa, Chordata, Mammalia, Afrosoricida, Chrysochloridae. The record is from RefSeq and is a predicted model, not a curated record.